CUUUGCUCGAACUGACUGCGGACAUCAACGAACGUCGAUUAGCAUUGACCCGUACAUGAGAACAUGGUCUAAAUGUUUACAGGGUGGCAGUCGAACAAUCGAUAGAGCAUUCGAGAUUGGCGAGAAUCUCACAAAAUUUAUGCGCUGAACACUACUUGCAGCCUCUACCCCAAAUGAAGGGUUCGCUUCCUUCUGUCCUUGCAUCGCAGGCCGCUCCUUCCGAUAUCGAACUUCUGCUGCUUCGUUCCAUUGAGUGAACAAUAUUCGAGGAUGGAACGCAUGAUGCUGCACUGGAACAUGCCACCGUUAUAUUGCGGUACUUCCUAGGUGCUGGGAGGGUUUCACUUACCAAGAACCUCUUGGAUAUGCUUCCGCGUGACCUCGCCUCCAUCGACCAGCCUGAGGAACGAGUAUCUUUACUACAGACAGUUCUUCACGAUCUGAGACAGGCCGCUUGGUUAAGCGACUACAGGGGACUUAUCGACCAGGCUUACGAUGCCGUCGUAAAACCACUCACCUCGGAUUGGAUGAUGCCGAACGAGACAGGAGACCGUCGUCCUGCAAGCCUGAAGCGCGCAUUGGAGCUUGCCAGCAUUGUUGAAGAUUCGGGGUAUAAGUUGUAUAAUGAUUUCUUGCAUCUCGAUGGCCGAAGGCUUGGGGAGUACCUUGUCGCUGUUCGCUGGGCGACGAUAGCUGGGUUGGAAGGGGGUGGAUCGGAUCCUCUCAAGAUUAUUCUAUCGUAA
This is a messenger RNA of Suillus subaureus, 743 nucleotides long. RefSeq lists its product as uncharacterized. Lineage: Eukaryota; Fungi; Basidiomycota; Agaricomycetes; Boletales; Suillaceae. The transcript has 3 exons. Bases 366 to 743 code for a protein of 125 amino acids. The record is from RefSeq and is a predicted model, not a curated record.